AUGACCAAAUCCGCAUCAGUCGCCAGGCAGCGGGUCCUUCAGUUGAGACGAAAAGCUUCGGUGAAGGAGUCCAAACCACGGCUGACUGAAUCAAUCGAUUUGCUGGGAGACCUGGCACAGGAGAUUGCUGACUGGAGCUAUCCAUUGUUGGAUGAGGAGUGGCACUGCUUUGCGGGAUACCUGCCUAGAGCAGUGCCUGAAGAACUGCGACCUCGCUUCUUCGAUCUGGUUCGGGAGGGAACAGAGUGGCUGCAGCCAACAGGGCGUUGGGGACCGCUGCCUCUGCGCACUGCCUGGAUGUGUGCUUUGCCGUGCACAUGUCGCUACCGAUAUGGUGGAGCUGAAGUCUCACCGUUGCCCUUUACGGAUUGGAUGCUGGAGAUCAUGGCCAGCUGUAUGCGGUUAUGUGGCCUUGCCAGUCAUGAGUGGCCCAACAGCUGCAACCUGAACCUUUACAUGGAUGGAGAACACUCUGUUGGUUGGCAUGCCGAUGAUGAAGCCCUGUUUCAAGGAAAACAUCAGGAUUGUCGUAUCAUCUCAUUGUCUCUGGGACAGACCAGACGGUUUGAGCUGAGAUGUGGCAAAGACUUCCAUUGUCUUGAGCUCAAGGACGGAGACCUCUGCACCAUGGAGGGAUUGACUCAGAAGUACUACAGGCACCGGGUGCCAAAAGUGCAGGGUCCAAAGAUUGGCCCAAGAAUAAAUCUGACUUGGCGCUGGAUCGUGCAGCACAGCAACCCGGUCUGCAUGGAGGCAAACUUUGCCCAAGCUGCGCCAGCGCAGGCAACACAUGGGCAGCAAAGUCCAUGGCACUGCAGCGCAGAACCCGCGGCGCAAUACCCUGGCCGCAAUUUUAACCCUGAUGCAGUUGCUCAACGCAAGAUGCAGCAGGAACAGCAACGUUUUGCGACUCUCUUGGCAAACGCCGACAGCGAGGAGGAGGCUACUGCGCUCAAGGAACGCAUGAGUGAAGAGACUAAAGUGAUGAUGGCAGAUGCAGCAAAGGCAGAGCUGCAACUGUACACUCGAUGUGCACGACGUUUAGAGCGACUUGCUAUCUUUUCUGGAGCUCAGGGACGUGAGGACAGCCGCAACCUGGUGCAGCUGGAAGGGCUCACUGUGUUGCCAAACGAAGAUGGAUCAAAUGUGCUGCCAGUCUCUGGUCCCAGUGGCGACGGAGCAGAGAGUAGUUCCGACAUUUGCUCAGAGGAUCAAGAGCCGAUGCCGGAUGAAGAGGUGAAAGUUGGAGAGUACCUCCCUUUGGAAGUUCCGGCAGAGGCAUCAUAUGGACAGAACGGCUACAGAUGGCAUGCACAGAUCGUGGCCGAUGACUUCUUCCACAAGAAACUUUGUACUGCGCCGGGCCAGUUGAAGCCAUGCAGGGCGAUGCCACAUAUCAAGCUAUCAGAGCUUUUGGAGCGUUUGGCACAAAAUGAGCGUGGCUCUUGGAUCCUUUCAGGAGAAUUGAACCAGUGGCCUGGAUUGACGAACUUGGAGUUGGUCUCUAUCACUUGCAAGGUGCGAUCGGUUGUGGCAACGAGCAUCAAAAGACUUUGGCUCCAAAAUGCAAAGCAGCAAGAUGCUCCCAGCGAUCCUGUAGCAGUUCUCACCGCUUUGCACGGGAAGAAACUUCGCUCACUCAGAGCCGUGAUUGCAGGAAGUUUGUAG
Messenger RNA from Cladocopium goreaui, 1668 nucleotides. Lineage: Eukaryota; Dinophyceae; Suessiales; Symbiodiniaceae. The record is from the annotation of a GenBank genome assembly.